Messenger RNA from Camellia sinensis, 1038 nucleotides. Lineage: Eukaryota; Viridiplantae; Streptophyta; Magnoliopsida; Ericales; Theaceae. The record is from RefSeq and is a predicted model, not a curated record.
AUGAAAUUCAAAGCAAAUCUCAUAGAUGAAGCAAACUGUUUAUCCUCGUGGGUUGGAAAGGACUGUUGCACGUGGAAGGGAGUGGGUUGUAGCAACAAAACAGGCCAUGUUGUGAAGCUUGAUUUGCGUAAUCCAAUUCCUAUGCCUUUUGGACUCCUCACUGCCGACAACUAUGAUCCAAAUUUCGGAAUGAACAAAUUGGGUGGUCAGAUAAGUCCUUCCUUACUCGAUUUGAAUCAUUCGCAUUAUGUAGACUUGAGCAUGAACAAUAUUGAAAUUUCCAAUUCGUUAGGAUCUUUGAAAAGCUUGAGAUACCUUGACCUCCCUGGGUCAAUUUUCGGUGCAACGAUUCCUCAUCAUCUAGGAAAUCUUUCAAGGUUACAGUAUCUCAACCUUAGCAAUAAUUAUUUAAGUGGUCCAAUUCCUAAUACACUUGGAAGGUUGACCUCUCUCAUAGUCCUUGACCUUUCAAUUAACAACUUCAAUGAUUCAUUGUUGUAUUCUUUGUGUAACCUGAGCAGUCUUUUCCAGAUAGAUCUUAGUUCUACUACCCAUAGAGGUGCAAUCCCCCAUUGCCUUGGGAAUCUUGCUUCUCUUUCCAUCCUCAGGUUGAAUACAAAUUAUCUUCAAGGGCCAAUUCCAAGUGAGAUGGGAAAUAUGACACAACUUAUAGAGCUUGACCUCUUUUCAAAUAAGUUUGAAGGUGAAAUACCAAACUCCAUGAGGAACCUCUGCAACUUGUGUGUAUUGGAUUUGUCCAUUAACAAAUUCACUGGGAAGCUUUCAACUUCUGUUGGAAGUCCAUUUGGUUGCAUCCAUAAUAGUUUGGAAGAUUUGUCUCUUUCUUCAAAUAAGUUGAGUGGUGGUCUGCCAAACCAUUUGGGAGAGUUUAAGAAUCUGGAGAGGCUUAUUAUUGGAAGGAAUUCAUUUUAUGGUCCGCUGCCAUCAUCACUCGGAACAUUAUCAUAUUUGAGAGUGUUAGAUACUGGAGAUAAUCAAUUGAAUGGGAUCAUUCCAAUAAGUCUUGGACAACUUUAA